UUACGAGCUGUAUUCAAUGAAUAUUCGUUAAUUAGUGAACGUGAUUUGGAAGAGGAAAUGCGUGGACAUGCAGUCGAUUGUAUACUGUCUAUUGUCCGUUGCAUACAAAAUAGACCAAGAUAUUUUGCUGAAAAAUUAGUCAAAGCUACGGAACAUACAGAAAAAGAUCAUGGAACAAUUAUUCGAAUUAUUGUCUCUCGUUGUGAAGUGGAUUUGGGACGAAUUAUGGAAGAAUUUCUUGAUUUCAAUGGCAAAACAAUAUAUAAGCUUAUAGGAAUCGAUUAUUAUAUAAACGACUCACCAUGUUUCGUAAAAUUAAUUAUUUAUCAAAAUUUAUUGGAUGGAGUACAUAAUGGUUGCCGUCGUCUGUUAUCGAAGCUUAUCGUGAGAUAAUCUACUUACCAAUUACAUUAUUAAUCAUAUAUUUACAGUGAUUAAAGUCAUCAAACAAUUACGAAUUUAUUCUGUAGACGUCAACGAUUUUCUGCUUUACAAAAUUUAUUUGUUGACAUGUUUCGAUUCACAAUUAACAAGAGCAUUCACCUCGUUUAACAAGAGUUGUAUUAACAAAUGAAAAGAUUAUUAUUCACACUUAUUUUCUCCCCCUAUAUCCUUUCUCACUCCCUCUCUCCGUCUGUCUUUACCCUAUACUCCAUUUGAUUGAUCUCCUAAG
Molecule: messenger RNA, 673 nt
Organism: Schistosoma margrebowiei
Lineage: Eukaryota; Metazoa; Platyhelminthes; Trematoda; Strigeidida; Schistosomatidae
Source: the annotation of a GenBank genome assembly